Blepharisma stoltei is the source of this 5615-nucleotide messenger RNA. The record is from the annotation of a GenBank genome assembly. NCBI's taxonomy places the organism in Eukaryota, Ciliophora, Heterotrichea, Heterotrichida, Blepharismidae.
AUGACAACAGCAAAACCAAAAGAUGCAAUUGUAAUAGGGAUUCAAAAAUGAAUCAGAGGAACUUUAACCCGAAAAUCUUUGUGUGUAGCUAUGCCCGAGUAUUCAGCGUUCGUUUUUCGACAAAGAAAUAGAAAAAACAUAAAACAAGGAAAUAUAUAUGAUUCUAAUCUUAUUUCAGACGAUUUUGUAAAUGAAUUAAAAAAGCAUAAAUUAACAUACACAAAACCUCAGGAUUUAUCACAAAAAGAUACUCAGCCGAAAUCUCAAGUGCUUAUUGAAGAAACAGAAAAAAAAUCAGAUAAAAGUGCUGGAAAAAACCUCGAAAAAGAUGAGCAGCUGGAUAUUAAACCUACCAACGAAAUCGAAGCUAUUAAUCAAAUAGAUAAGGAAGAUGUAAAUGCUAAUAUAAAUGAAAAUAUUAAGCAAAUUGAUAAAGAAACCAAAAAUGCUACAUCUGAAAAUCCUGAGAUUGAGGAUAAGAAUAAGGAAGCUAUUGAAAACAGUAAAGUGCAAAGCGAAGAGUUUCAAAAUUUGGAUAAAGCAAAUGAAAUUGAUGAAAAUUCUUCUAAAAUUGUCGAUAAAAAAGCUGAGCUAAGUCAGAACACUCCAAAAAAUGGCAAUCAAGAGGAAGUUGUAAGUCCUGAGCUCAGCAAAGAUUUGAGUAUUGAUAAAAAUAAUACCUCACGUGAUAAAGAGCAUUUUGAUCAUAAAGAAAUUUUUGGAAGUGACUUAGAAAGAAUUUAUAAUUAAAAUAUGGCGUCUUCGUCUGGGCAUGGCCGGGAGGCCAUGCAGCCUCGACACAUAUUUUAAUUAUAUCCCGCAAGGUUUUUCCAACCUUGAAAUGGACGGCAAUGCUAGGUAAGCAACUCUGCAGGAGCGCAAAGCCUAGCCCAGGUCUAUUUUCGAGCUUGGUUUUUCCUCGAAGGAAAGGAGGGUUUAGAUUUGGAAAGGGCAAUCCCAGCAAGGUCUACAUGGAACACCCAGACCAAUCGGGCAGCUGCCUAGCGUGAAACUGGAAGUUUAGCCCCAGGAUCUGAAUUUUUCCUUUUUGCCGAGAGGUCACAGAAAUUCCAUUUUUUGGAAUUUUUGGGACGGCAACUUCGUAUUCUACAGCCUCAGGAAGCUGCACAAACCCGCAGACUACCUACUCAACACUGGAGCCCACAAAGCAAGGAGGAGACCUUAUGGUCGCAAAGCAGUUGAAUCUCCUAGGAGAUCCUCGGUGAUUUUGUUGAAAUUAAAGGCUCGCGCCUGUCUAUCUAAUGUAAUGUAAUAACUUAGAAGGAAUUAGUGAUAUUGAGAAAGCAGAAUCAUUAACUCAUGACAAUUUGCAUGGCCAAAAUGAAAAUGCCGUAGAAGGAAUCAAAAACACUGAAGAAAAUUCGAUCAUUUCUAGAAAGGAGUCUCCAAAAAGUAUAGAAAAUAAUGAAAAUAUACUUAAAAACGGGGAUGAGGAUAAAAUUUUCGAAAAUAAAGAUGCUGGGAAAAAUGGAAAUCUUGAUAAAGCAAAUGGAGAAGCUGUAAAUGUCGAAAUUAAAGAUCAGAAUGAGCUAAUUAUCCAUAAGAAUAUAGAAGAGCAACAUAAAAUAGAUGAAAUGAAGGAAAUUGAUGCAAAAGAAGUUGAAAAUAUAACAAAUGAAAAUUCCCAAGAAGAAGCUCAAGCAAAUCCUGAAGCAGUCCAGCACCAGGUAGACAAAAUUGAAAAAAUUAAUGGAGCUCACGAAGAACCAAGAAUUGAAAAUGAAGUAGCUUUAUUGGAAGCUAAAGCUGAGUUUAAUAUAAAAUCUGGAGAUAUAAUUAAAGACAAUGAUCUUAAGCUCAAUGAAAAAGCAGCAGAAGCAGGAAAAACGGAAAUAGAAGAAAAAGAAAAAGUAGACAAAAAGGAAGAAGUAAAAGAAAAGAAAAAAGAAGAAGAAGAAGGAGAAGGAGAAAAGAAAGAAAAUGAAGAAAAAAAAGAGAAAGAAAAUGAAGAGAAAGAAGAGAAAGAAAAAGAAAAAGAGAAAGAAAAAGAAAAAGAAGCAGAGAAAGAAACAGAGAAAGAGAUAGAGAAAGAAGAAGAAGAGAAAGAUGAAGAGAAAAAAGAAGGGAAAGAAGAAAAGAAAGAAGAAAAGAAAGAAGAAGAAAUUCAAGAUAAAACAAAUUAUAUAAUUCCAGAUGUAAAGUCAAGCAAGCAAGAAAUAGUUAAAGAAACAACAAAAAUCCAAAAUAUCACCACAGAAUUACCAAGUAAAAUUCUGAAUGAAGCUAGCGAGAAUAAAGUGGAAAAUGCAAAUGGGAUCCUUAAUGAUAUUGAAGGAAAAAAGACAGAAUUUAACAGCAAAGAAGUAAGAGUCGUAAAUUCAGUUACAGAGGAUGAAAAUAAAGGAGACUCAGAUAUCAAAAAAAAGAACACUCUUAAAAAAGAAGAUCUAGCAAUUAAGAGCGAGUCUGAAAAGAAUAUAGAAAAAAAUAGCAAUUCUCUUUCUAAAACAAAAUUAGGUAAUGGCGAAGAGACAAAUAGCAUUUAUGAGCAGGCACAAGCUCCAAGAGAAGCAGAAGAGGAAAAAUUAAAGAAAAAGCAAACAAACAUUAUUGAAGACAAAAUCUAUGAAAAUAACACUAAUAGUACUGAAACAAAUGCAAAAGCGGCUUUAGAAGAAAAGAAACAUGGGAAUGAGCAAAUCAGCAAAGUUGAAAUACCAAAUUUAAAGAGUGAAAAUAAAAAUCCAAAUGGAGAAAUAAAUAAAAAAGAAGAGGAAACGAGAAAUGCUUUUAACCUUAAUGGUAGUGAGCGUCAGUUAGAAACUAAUAAAGAAAACGAAAACCCUAAAGCACAAGAAAAAGAUGUAGAAAUUGAUAGUAAUGAGAAUUUUACUAAAAAAAAGGAAAAGAUAGAAAAUCAUAGUGAAACUCUUCCAAAAAUAAGCGGCCCAGGAGUUCAAUUACAAAAAAAUAGUUCAAAGCCAUCUAUUGAGCAUCCAGAAGUAGAAGAAUCAUUAUCAAGCAAUAUAAAACUUCAAGAAAAAGAAAAUGGACCAAGAGAAACUUCAGACAUGCCAAUAAGUGAUCAAUCAAAAGAAGAAAUUCAUCAUUUCUCGAAGAAGACAGAAGAAGAAAUUAAGGAUCAAGCCCCAAAUAAUAAUAUCACCAAAGAUUUAGCAAUAAAGGAGAUAGAUGCUUUAAAAUAUUCAAAGAACAUAUCAGAUAACCCUAAGCUCACAGAAUCUAACAAAAAUCAAGAAAUUCCCAUUCAAAAUACUCUUGAAACAAAUUCUAAAGAAGAUAAUCAAGUGAAGGAUAAGCAAGAAAUAUCGAAAACCCCAAAGGAAAAUCCUGAUAGACAAAUAAACAGCAAACCAAUCCACUCACAUAAAACUUCUUUAACAAAUUCAAUUGAUCAAAAUUCAGAUUCCUUAAGAAAAAAUAGUGGCACUCCAAAAGUAGCACAAAGCGAGGUUAAAGAAAAUAAAAAAGAAACGAUUGCUUUGACUAAUAAAGAGGCAGAUAUCCCCAAUAACUCUGAAAUAGAAACUAAAAACAGAAUACUGCCAGCUUUAAAAUUCAAAGAGCUUGAAAUUAAAAACACUCCUGAGUUAAAUGCAAGUGAAAAGCCUCAAAAAGAUUUAAAAAAAGUUGAAAGCCCAAAACUUCCAAAAUUAAGCAUAGAAAAAUCAAAUACUAUUGAAAAAGCAUCACUGCCUGAUAGUAAAAAUAAUUCUAACUCCCCCUUCUCCGUGAAUGAGCAAAACCAUUGGAAAAAUCGCUAUUUUUUGCCCAAAAGCCCACCCUCCGUGAGUGAAAAAAAAUUUUUUAAUAGAAAAGAAUUUUUAUGAAAAAAAAAUUGACAUAUAUAGUGAUAUUUAGUAUAAUGAAAUCUCUUGCUAAUUCUGUUUAAUUUUAAAACAAAUUGCGUUUUAAAAACAUAAAUUUUAUAAAUUAAGUUAAUAUUUGCUUCCCAAUUUUUGCAAAUUAGGAUUUUUUCAAAAUUUCGAAGAAAAAAAAAAUUAACCACCCUCGUAAGUGAACAAAAUUUUUUUGUUCACUCAUGGAGGGGGUGUAAGAGCAUUAGAGAAAAAGCAAACGAAGCAGAAAAGCCAGAAAUUGGAAGUCCACCCAGCGAAAGAAGAAAUAAAAAUGCAGAACAGCAGCAAAUAAAUAUUACUGACAAGAAUAAAUAUUCGGAAGAGAAAAAGAAAUCAGUAGCAAAAGUUGAAAAUAAAAUAGAAGAUGAAGGAUAUAAAGAAGUAAAAGCUGAUUCCAAUACUAAAAGAAAAAAUAGUAAAGUUAAUGAUACAACGAAAAAGCUGGAGAAGAAUGAGAAUAAAAGCCAAGAUCUAAUGCUAGAAAAUAAAGAAGAAAAACAAAAGAUUAUAAAAACUGAAGAAACACUGGUUGAGACUAAAGUAGUUUCUUUAGAAAUAAAAACAACAAAGCGGGGCAAGGUUGAUGAAAGUUCAAAAGACUCUAAUAAAAAUCUAGAAAUUUCUCCAAAACAUAUCUCACCUAAAAUUAAGCAUGAAGAUAAAAGAAGCGAGCACAUUGCAGAAAAUGCAAUAAGAAAAGAGGCGAACCAAAAUAAGCUGCAUUCUCAAAUGACUCGGCCUAUAGAUUCAUCUGAAUUGGAAGAAGUAAAAGAGCUUCAUUCAGAAGAAAUGACAUGCAAUGACACACAAAAAUCAUUAACCAAUGUCACUUCAAAUGACUAUAUAUCUAUUGACCCAUAUUCUCAAACUCAAAGCCCAACCCUUAAUACUGAUUUGCAGCACAUAAAAGAUGCUCUUCUUACUGAAGAAAAAGAAUCUUCAUUUGACAGAGAACUCAGAGAGCUCAAGAAAAUCCCAUCAAAUAAAACUAAACAAACCCCAGCACUGUCUUUGUACUCAGAUGGAAGCUCUAUUUUUUCAGAUAAGAGCUUAAAACUUACAUCUAGUGGAUUAGCAUCAGUGCAAAGUGCCAUAAAAUCAAAUGACCCUAUUUGAAGCCAAUCGCCAAAUGAUAGGAUAUUAAAUGAUGUGAUACUCAGGAAAAGUUUUUACGGGCCUAAUCAAGAAUUAAGAGGAAGUAAAAAUCCGAUUCUUCCACAUAUUCAACAAACCCCGAAUUUUAAUAAAAAGAGAAAUCAACAAAGCCAAGCAAUAUUUAAUAAUGGCCAGAUGCAAAGCACAACAGAUUCAAUAAACUUUUCAAGUGUCCCAGCAAAACUCAAAUCAAAGUCUUUAAAUCCAACAAUUGUCCAGGCACGAAGUCAAUAUACCAGCGAAGCAGCUGAUGCUAAUGUUGGCUCAGAUUCGCAUAGGACAAAGAAAUCAAGAACAAAAAAUAGUGAUGAGCUGGAUGACACCACAAACCCAAAAACUGCUUCACAGUCUAAAAAGUCAACUUCAUAUGGAAGAUAUAGGGUUUCAUAUGGUGUCCCACCUCAGACCAGCUCAAAUGCUAUGGUUUUUGAUAAAGGAAGUCCUUAUGAAUUUGAAAAAGGAAUGAAGAUGCUACAGAAUUUUUUUGGGGUGAAAGUUGAUAUUAUUGAUAAUAAUCAUAAAAAGAAAAUAAGAAUUACAAAACCUAAACUUCAAGAUAUCAAAUUGCCCUCUAUUAAAAGCAAAAAGGCUCCUAAAAGGGAAAAUUUUAUAUUCUAA